Molecule: messenger RNA, 1068 nt
Organism: Durusdinium trenchii
Lineage: Eukaryota; Dinophyceae; Suessiales; Symbiodiniaceae
Source: the annotation of a GenBank genome assembly
AUGAUUCUUGGUUUUGAGCAAUGGCAGAAUAUGGAACUUCGCAGUGAGCACGCUGAGGACUCUGGGAGGAUGGGUGCAAAGCUGUUGGGACUGGUGACCAAGCGCGACUGUGACUUCAUUGAGGACAUCGUAUCAGCCCAUGACCGAAAGACUCGGUUGACCUCCAUUAUGACGCCAGUGAAGGACUUGGUCCUGGCGAAGGAAGGCAUCGACCUAGUGAGCUGCAACGACAUGCUGCAGAAGUCCAAGAAGGGGAAGCUGCCGAUUGUGACAGAGAGUGGCCUACUAGUUGCAAUGGUGUCCAGAACUGACAUCAAGAAGAAUGUCGAGUUCCCGAACGCCACAAAGGAUCCACUGAACAAGCAGCUGCUGGUGGCCGCUGCGAUUGGCACUCGCCCAGCAGACAGGGAUCGAGUGAAUGCACUUGUUUCCGCAGGAGUGGAUGCCAUUAUCAUCGACAGCAGCCAGGGAGACAGCGUUUUCCAGCAUGAGAUGGUCAAAUGGAUCAAAACAAAUCACCCGAACAUCCAGGUUGUGGCUGGCAACGUGGUGACGAAGCGCCAAGCGAAGCAUCUUAUUGAAUGUGGAGCGGAUGCCUUGCGCGUGGGUAUGGGUAUUGGAUCCAUUUGCACCACGCAAGAGGUGUGUGCUUGCGGCCGUGCCCAGGCCUCGGCUGUUUACAAUGUGGCGAAGCUGGCCAAGGUGUAUGAUGUCCCCAUCCUAGCCGAUGGUGGGAUUUCCAGCCCCGGGCACAUCGUCAAGGCCUUGAGUCUGGGCGCUGGAGCGGCCAUGUGUGGCAGUCUUCUGGCAGGCACUUCAGAGACCCCUGGUGAGUAUUUCUACUCUGAAGACGGCAAGCGCCUGAAACGCUACCGUGGUAUGGGCUCGAUCGAUGCCAUGAAGAAGGGCUCUGACGACAGAUACUUUGGCACAGCCGCAGCAAUCAAAGUGGCACAGGGCGUGUCCGGCACUGUGCAAGACAAGGGCAGCAUCCACAGAUAUAUCCCGUACCUGACUCAAGGCAUCAGACACGGGAUGCAGGACGUUUGGAAACUGCUUUCGCAUUGA